Fusarium redolens is the source of this 824-nucleotide messenger RNA. RefSeq lists its product as uncharacterized. The transcript has a single exon. The record is from RefSeq and is a predicted model, not a curated record. Lineage: Eukaryota; Fungi; Ascomycota; Sordariomycetes; Hypocreales; Nectriaceae. Bases 90 to 509 code for a protein of 139 amino acids.
CACCAGAUUAGUUGCGCCUUAGGAGCCCUCGUUUAGUCCUCUUUCUGCUUGCCACUCGACUGCAUUUGAGCAUUCUUCAUUUUCCUGUAAUGGCCCGCAACACCAAACAGCUAAACGGGCCAUUCCACCUCAAGUGGGUUCGCAAGCACUUUUAUCAAGGCAGCACUACAAGCCCACAUAUGGAGGUUGGCUCGCAGAAGUGCCCCUGCCAAUGUUUCGGACAUAAGGUCGUGAGGUCAAUUAGAUUUAACAGAUCCUCACCUGGCACUGUUGACGACCAAGCCAAACCAGAGACAUCCCAUGAGGAGGCCUACCAGUACCACCAACCCUCCGAUAAAAUCUGGGUUAACCCUAUGCCUGAACCCAAAGAAACCAACGAAAGUAACAACUCUCAUCUCUCAAACAAGCUACACCAUGCCUUUUUGUUCCCUGCCAAGCCUCACUUACUGGGACCCCCGUCAACACCACCUCCAGAAAAACCACUUCCUGAAAUCCCCACACAAACUUGACCCCAUAAAACAUUAGACAGGGUUGGCCGAAGGAACAGGAUUCUCGACCUCCUGGUCGAAGCUCCCCAAACACUGCACAAGAAGCUAUGGCAAACUACUCCCCCUUCCCAAAGCGGGCGCCUAUAACUCGUCCAAGGAGUUCAUCCUAUCAGAGAAUCCACAAGCCACAGGGGUUAACUUGCGCCAAUGCCACUGUCACCAAGCAUCAUCCUCGACAUGUCGCUGAACUCUGUCAGGACCCGUCUAUAGGGAGAGAACCCUGCAUAGAUCAAGCAACACUACCCAAGAGCCUAGGGGAUUGAGGAUAUACACUUA